UCAGUUUUCGGUCGGUCGCCUUGGUGUUGAGACGUAAUUUACUCGUUUAUGAAUGGCGAAGGAGUACUCCCGGAAAACAUUAUAAUGGAUGGAUACAAUAUAAUAGCGAACUAAUACAAUUUAUCAAUGUCUUUUGAAAACAGCGGUGAAUUGCAUCAAUAAACACAAUGUACCGGUGUAGUUGAAAAAAGAAAAUCGAUAUUUUCGGUUCCAUACUUCGAAAAGCAGAAAGGAUUGGAUAUAGAUUUUUGCAAACAACCUCAAAUGCUGAUUCGAUACGAUUGUAGUGGUCUCUGGAAUAUCUUUGCACCCGGUACAGAGGAACUAAUGAAGCAGGAAUUUCGUAGCACAGAUACGCUCUCUUUCAAUAGAAGAUGCUGCAAGUUUAGUAGUUGUUAGAUGAUAAUAAGUUUGCGCUUAGAAAAGGAGAGCAAUCAGCAGUGUGUCGCACAAGUGUUUGAAAUCUAAAUUGAUAGAAAUAGUCGGCAGAAGUGCUAAAAUUUGUGUUGUAAAUAUGAAUGUGUGUAUCCAGAAAAAUUGAUAUAUAGUAUUUGCUGAUCAAAUUUCUGUUUUGUGCUAAGUGUUCCGGGUUUCUAUCCACUCAUUGUAUUUCCUGUUAAUGUGCAAAAAUUUUCGCGGUGAGAGAAUUCCGGCCCAAAAAAUUAUAAAAACGAAUCCACCUUGCCAGCGAUAAAUGUGAUUCGUUACUAAGAAGAGAGUGAGUGAAAGGGUACAUGAGGCGCAUAGUUAUAAUUUCAAUUUUAUGAAAUAUUUGACCGAAAAAUAGUUACAUGAAAAUCGAUAGUAUAAUACGAUUGUGAAUAUGCCCCAUCGAACUUGCGCGAUAACUAUGAUAUUGAGUAAUAGAAGCGAAGAAGCUGCAAAUUUUUGCGCUUAAAGCAGCAAAAAUAGAGGGUUCACAAAACUGAAAAGUGAAACUCAGCUACCUCCCAUGCGCUAACUUUCCCAGAAGGUGGAAAGUAUCGCCAAAACUUCAGAUCGCGAACCACAGAUGGUUAUAUGUUUAUAUGGCGCUGCUAGUUCGAUAUCUCCUUCUAUUUGCGUUAAUACUUCAAUUGCUCAACGGGUUCACGACAGUUUUAGUGUCUGCAUUUGUAAAUAAAGUUGGACCCGAUCGGCUGCGUCUUACAGUGUCUCCUCCGAGGCAUAUCAUUAUUACUGCAAUCAAAAACUCUCCCGUUUAUUUACCAUGUCAUGCAGAAGCCGAUGUCGACGAUUGGGUAGACUCGGAUAUAGAUGUGGAGGAUGUCGAGUACGAAAACAACGAUGAUGAAGUGGUAGACAUUUUACAAUCACCUAUAGAUCGCCAGGGUUUCUACGAUGAUGUGAUCGAUUUAGACAAUCUGGACCAUGACAACAUCAAUACGGAUGCUAAUGAAAAUAUCCUGAAUGAAAAAGAUGAGUACGAUGAAGAAACCUCUGAUCGAUAUCGCCGUUCAAUAUAUAGUAGAGACCUCAUCGAAUACGUAUGGUACCGCAAUGGACUGGAAUUUUUCAGCACUUCAUUCCAAAAUCAAAACCACAAGCAAACCCAUAAAGGAUUUCGUCUUUUUCCAAACGGAACUCUGAAAAUACCUUACAAUCGUCAAAUGAGUAAUAUUUCAUCUGGCGUUUAUAGGUGCAGAGCAAACCUUACACGUCACGGCUCUGGUUCUAUCCUUUCUACAGAGAGUGUGGUUUCUAUCGCUUAUUUGGAACGUAAUAAUGGCUUGAUUUCGCAAAAUAACACGAUCGUUUCUAAGACUCACAAUUCGCUAGUGCUACAUUGUCCUUUUGAUAGCCACCCGCCAGCAAAUGUUUCGUGGAUGGUGAAUAGAACACAGAUCUUCUUUAACAACAACGUAGUAGGAGUGCAAGAGAACAGGCGAGUAAAAGGUUUCAAUUCACAAACGCAUCCCCAAAAAGUGUAUUACCAGUUGCAAAACGGCAGCUUACUUAUUGUAGACAUUCGGCCUGCAGAUAAUGGACGAUACCGAUGCAAUGCCACAAAUACCUUCGCCACGAAAAGUUUUCGUAGUUAUGGUUAUGUAGUCGUAACUAUGCCUCACACAGAGAUUAUCUCAAAAGGUCAAUUGUUACCUAGAAUGCAAGAAACAAUCCAAAAGGUACAUGCUGGUGCAACUCUCAAGCUUAAUUGUGCGGGGAACGUAGGCCGCCCUCAGUGGACAUUUCUACCCCGCCACGGAAAAAUACCGAUACAGCUGACCAACUUCACGUAUCAACUCAAGUUUUCUAAUGUUUCUGUGGAUAAACACGAAGGAAUCUACAAUUGCUCUCUCGGUGCUGAUUCUCAGCUGUUCAAUGUUACUAUUCUGGUGCCACCAAUGUUCCUCAACAAUAUGACCUCAUAUACAUCUUCUGUUGUUGCAUCUAUGUCAUUUAAUUGUAGUGUAAGCGGAAAUCCUCAACCCAAAGUCACAUGGUAUAAGAACGGCAGGGAGAUCAAGAAUAACUACAUAGUUCAUUAUAGUUAUCCAAUUCUCCGAAUUCACACAAUUGAUCCAGAAGAUGAGGGAUUAUAUCAAUGCAUUGCCAAAAAUGAAGCAGGUGAAACGAGCGUGUCAAUGUACCUAUCUAUCCGUGAUAAAGAUAAGUACAAACGGAUAUCAAAACGUCCCGAAAAUAUUCAAUGCUUUCCACUCGACACCACUAGCCUAUAUGUACGCUUUGAUCGUGGCGUGCAAUAUGUUAAUACAGAAUACGUUAUGUAUUACCUCGCAUCAGAAAAUCCAUACAGCUGGUACAGUUCACCUCCUACUCAAUUGCUUACGAACAACAGUAUGAAAAUCACCGGCCCAAUGGUUACACCAUUUCAAAAUUAUACGGUAUAUUUGCGAGCUUGCACAGUGACCAGCAUAUCCGAGGCUGAAUCUAUUGGUCCAGCGGGUAAAAAACAGGUUAUCCCUUCAAAGUUAUCUAAAGGUGUUAAGUGUACUUCACAAGGAGUACCAGUGUUGUCUACGUUUUUUCCGAAUGGUAUAUUUAUCGGGUGGCCUCGGUAUACUGGAGUGGAACCGACUGCUUUUAUCAUUCAAUUCAAGCAUGAUAAUAGUACAAGUUUCUCUAACAUUUCAACUCAAAUUAACGGCACACGGCAAAUCUUAGACGAUUAUAUUACACACGAAGAAGUAGAGCCACUAUUGACAAAAAUAAACAUAACAACGAAACAUUACCUGGAAAGUAUACCUGUUGAGAUCACUGGAAAACGAAAACGAAAACGCCGCCGGCGUGCAUUUGAUCUCGCUAAAAAUCCAAAGCAAAUCUUUGAAUCUUUAACGGGCACUCAGCUUGAUUUGGAAACGUACAAUCAGCAUGCCGAGUCAGACAACUUGGCUAAACACAAUCAAAAAUUUCGCCAAAUGUUCAUUACACAGAUUAAAGUUUCUGGAAAUGUGACAGGAAUACUCAUUCCCGAUAAGAAAAGUGUGAUCGUAAGAAUCCUUGGUUCCGUUGCUCUUGAUGGAGAACCAAUGAAACAAGAUCUACGUUUUGUACAGUGGAAAACGAUCGAUUUAUCAAUUCGACGCCCCGAUACAAUUAAUCGAUUCCAAGCCAAUCACAUAGAUGCUAGAAGUGUUCAAUUCACUUGGAUUCGGUUCAUAGCCACGGAUUUAUUAAACAAGUGUUUGAUGUUAUGCUACAAAAACGUUAACCAUGAUGUUUUCAUACGAGGAGGAUCAAACAGGAUAAAUUGUCUAAAUAUACCAAAAGAUGCAACACAUUUCAAUUUGAUAGGAUUACUACCAUAUACGUUAUACAAAGCGUUCCUGAAACCCUGUCAUUCCAAGGAACCAAUCAGCGAUGUUGUAGAUUUUCAAACUAAACAGGAUGUUCCUGGGCCUGUCACAAAUCACGCUCUCAUCAGAAAAGAUGGGAUAACAAUUACCUGGGGACCUCCAGAGAAUCGUAAUGGUAUACUUCAAGGGUAUCUUAUAGAAUGGGUAGAUAAAGACAAAGUGCAUAACUCUGCAAAUUUGACAGUUAGUGCAAAUCACUUUCAAUUCCCAAACAUUUCAACCGAUGAUAAAAUAAAUAUAUCUAUACGAGCAAUCGGAAGUACAGGAAUUGGCAUUCCGAUUUAUAUGAAUCUUUUGAAUCAUGUAGAUAUAUCCUACGAAAGUGAUCCAGAAGUCAAUUUUCCGUGGUUGCAGAUAAUUAUUGGAACUUUCCUACUUGUUCUUUUCGCAAUUAUAUGUUGUGUAUUGGUCGUACACAGGAAUAAUUGUCAGAAAACAAACUUUCGAGCGCAACCCGCCACACCAAUGGCACUACAGGCACAUUCAACAAGCUGCAAUGCGGACAUCCACGAAAUGCAGACCCUAAUCAGAACGUCGGAACAAUUACCUGUAUCAAUACCUAAUGGAAAUUACAAGCAACCGCAAAAUCAGAAACCCGUAGUCCAUCGGCAAGUCAUAAACACCGUAGAAGGUGUACAAGAUCAUAUCGCAACAUUGAACCUUACUACCAGUUUAGAAUCUGCUAACAUAAAAACACAAUCAACGCCCUCAUUUGAAAAUGGAGUAAAACACCAAACAAAUAUAACUUCUCCGAAUUCGACUACGUUACUACCUAUCCAACAAUUAUCAGUAUCCUCACAAGUUUUAAAUAAUGACAAAAGCAUACAACACAGGUCUCCUUCGAAAGUUAGCAGCCCAAUCAUGGAGUCACGACGGCACACACCAUUCACCAGUAGUAAUAGUAUCUAUAACAAACCUAAUAGCAGUUACAUGAAUCUAGAUCAAAACUGUGCACUCAAUUCCGGCACUCAAAAUGGUAAAAGAAAUCAAUCACAAAGCACAGGGUUAUCAGUCCAACUACAACCGAAACAUUCCUCGAUAGCCACUAGUAUUGCAGCGGAACAAGUGCGAAAUCUGGCACCUACCUCGACGUCAUUAACGUCUUCUUUGAACUGCUCAACUCCAACGCCAGGAGUAACUGACUUGUUCAUGUCAUUCUCUUCGGUACAACCUCUGCAGUUUCAACCGCCUAAAAUCACUGGAAAGAAAUGCUACGCCACUAAACAAAACAACAAUAGCAAUGGAUACGCUGCCAGCAAUGCAGCUUCUGAAGCUUCUAAUGUGCCGCCAUCAGGUGUGCGGAUAACCGAAAAUCCACAGUAUUCGAAAAAGAAAGUAGUUGAACGGAAAAAAUCUCCAGCAGCAGUUGAAAAUGCUUCGUUAUUUGACAGUAGCCAGUGCAGAUUAUUAGAUUUAACAAUAGAUAGUAAUAGUUUAGAUCCUUGUGACGAUGACGAAACUAACUGUGAUCAAAAUGACGAAGCUAAUCAUUCUCGGAGCAAGCUUAUUCGAAUUAGUUCUUCGGGUAAAAGUCAAAAACAACAGAGACCGUCUUUACAGCGUCGUUUACCGCCAGCAGCAAGUGAUAUGGAGGAAGACGAUAAUAACAAUGAACAACAUGAUAGUGAAGCACUAGCCAACCAAAACAGUGGAUACAGGCAUCUUCGUCAUCAUCAACUAUUAAAUCCGAGGCAUUUGACUUACCAACGUACUAACUAUGAAAGUAGUUUUGGCGGACCUGAUGGCAGUACUCACGAUAUUAGCCACGAAAUUUACGGUGACAAAGAUAAUACAGACCCACCAGAAGAAAUAGAAAAUUCUGCAUCGUUGCUGAAUGAUAACAACCUCAGUUCAAAACCUCUGCAUCAACAACACGCCUCAAGCUGGAGUUUUCGACGGCCGAUUGUUGGACCAAACGGUUAGUUACAUCAUCAUCAUCAUCAUCUACUCCAGCACUAUUUGAACGUUACUAUAACGUUUGCGUACACUAUUAUUUUAGGGAAGCUCUGCGAGCUAUGUGUAUUGUGAUUGUCCAAUAUUUCGCAGUGCGAUGAUUAUUCAGCAUGAGCUCGUAUUGAAUUUCAUCUAGAUUCGAAAUGUAUAAUUUUUCGGAAGGCUAUUUUUACCAUUUCACCACGGUGCGAUAUUGUUAGUUAUCGAUAAUGCCUGUAUUCGAUCAUAACAGUUAAAACAAAUUUUAUAAGUAGAAUUUGAGCUAUGAGUUGUUUUACAUAAUUCAUUACUUGUAUACAAAAUAAAUUUUCUGCAAACGUCCAUUGAGCCAAGUGUGCAGCAUCAAACCGUUAUUGGAAACAAUGCGCGGCAAUACGAUUCACAUUCAUACAUUCACCUAUACAAUCUACGAAUUUUGAUCAGUCAGAAUUUCUUCAACAUGCUUGUUGUGCUUUAAUCGUUGAUUCUCUACUAGUAAAUGCUAGCAUAACAUACAUAUUCGAUCACAUCAAUCGUUUGUAUAUUUUUAUCUAUUUCUGAUGUUAAUCAACACUGACUGUUUAUACUUGUUAACACUAAUGACCUAAUGGUGAAGAAAUAUGUUUCCUAAUGUUUUUUGGACAUUAAAUCGAUGGAAAUGAUCGCACAUUAACGUGUUUAAUACGGUAAAAUGGUUCUUCGUGCAAUUAUAAUACAGGAGUACUCAUGAUUCGAAAAUUCGAACCCAUUUCACUACCGUACACCAGUAGAAACUUGGUUUACUUGAAUGUGAAAUGUUGUUCAUAAUUUGCUUGCGGCAAGGUGUAAUUGGAAUGGAAAACGAGAGGCUUAUUUGUAUUGCAACAGUUGAAACGUUUUAAACUACUAUUCUAGGCAUUAAAUGUUUAAAAUUACACCUGUUCCAAAAAAAGCUCAUUUCGAAUGAUAAAACAUUCAAAAGAAAAAUAAUUUUCGGAUUCAUUAUGUUGCAAAUUAAGAUAUGGGUGUGACCAAUAUGUUUAAGUACAGUUUUCAACAGUAAUGUCUAAUAUUUACUGCUUCCUAUUCAGUCAUUUCUUACGAUCACAAUGAAAACCGACGUACCUAAAUGCAAUAGAGGUUAAUUUGUAAGUUAGAUUUGCUGUCGAAAACGGCAUAAUAGUUGCUAAAGAAAAUAAAUUUAUAAAAUACGUUAUAAUCCAUACACUACGUGCUGUGGGAAAUGUAUAUCCAAAAUGUGAGUGUUGGAAUCUAUCGGCAUACAUUAAUAAACGUACGGAUAAACACAAGAUGACAGUUUACACAGGAUGAAGCAAAUAUUAAUUCAUGAUACAUAGAAACAUAAGUUAUAUAACAAUCUGGUACCUGACACAAACAAUAGGAAAUAAGAUAAACCUAUUAAACAAUAGUACCAUAAGAGAAAAAUAGGUUGAGUUGAGCAACUAAAAAUGAAACAAACUACAAAAAAUACUGUACGAGGUAAUGGUUAGUAUUUGGCAAAUGAAUGAAGGCCUGCGUGAAAUUUAGAUCUGAAAUUAUAAAAAAACGAACGAAAAAACAAUGCUAAAUAAUAUUUUGUUGUAGUCAUAUGCAAACACGAAUAACGUUUAAAAAAAUCAUGCAAUGAAAGAGUAUUGCGCGAUUAAUCUACGAGCAGUUAAUUUGGUCUUUGAGAACUUAAUACAUUUGAUAGGGUUUAUUGAAAUCGAAAUUUAAUUUCGAUUGGCUGCCUCAUCCUUAAAAUAAAGAUUGUGAUUUGAUAUGUUAUAGAAGCCAAUUGAAUUGUCAUUAUAUGGCGGAAUGAAAGAUAAGAGAUACGUGGCAUAUGUAAUCUGAUUAGCUUACACCUAAUUUACGUAAAAGUAGCCUUCUAUCCUAUAUACGUCAUUGCAGUGUCAACGAUUGUGACUCGCAUGACUGUGUUCUUCUUCGUUUUCAAACAAAAAAUCUUUUGGCAAUUGCACUGGAACAGGGGAUCGAAAAACUAUGGCAGAAAAGCGUAUUCAACGUGCCUUGCUUGUACAAAUCCAUACAAAAAAAUGAAAGUAAAAUCUAUGAAUAACAGUAAUAUGACACCAUUUCAACUAAUUAUGAUUCUACUAAACCUGAUUAUUAUCAAAUUCACUAAUAAUUUGAAUAUCCAAAAAAGUAUAUAACUUUAGUCAACUUUGCACAAAUCGAUCACAGACAACAAUAGUGCCAUUCAUAGAUUCAACCAGAAAUGACCACAUUUUGAACUCGACAAGCCGUGCAAUAUUAUAAGUAAGAAAAUAACAUUUUUCACCUCAUUCAUGCAGACAUUGCAGACGUUCAAUACUAUCAUUUACGCUAAUAUUAAAAUCACUUUUUUAUACUUUUUGGUUAAUUGAUUGCGGAUGGUAAAUAAUAGUCCAAUGGGCUUGUUAGCGCCAAUGUAUUAUAGUUUACAUUAUGCCAUUCACCAGCUGGACUGGUUUAAACAAUAGGAAAGAAAUAUGAUCAGAAUGUCAGUAGCAUUAUUAUUAAAAACACGAAUAUUUGGAUUAUUGAUAACUUUAACAUUUAUUGUUCAACAAUUUGUUAAAGAUCAAUCGACCUCUGAUAUUAAGUUAAUUCUCAUUAACGUUAUACUGGAAUUGAAAACAUUCAAUAAGAAAUUUAUAAACUUUUUACUUGCUGGGAUUUCAAAGAAUUCAUUAAACAUUUUUUCACCUCGUCGUGCUUACAUUUUUGACAACAAAACUGUUGUCAGCUUUAGUUUACAUGACGGUUUAGCCCUUCGCUUAUUUUUUUUUUUUUUUGAAAUAUACAACUCUAUUCAAUUUUUCCAUCAUGAGCCUCUGGUCUGGUCAGAACUACUAAUCUGAAUUUUGGUUAAAUUGUAUAGCCCGACAAAUGUUUGAUCAGAAUUUAGAAUGUUACAAACUGUUGGCCCUAUUACAUAUAACGAAUUAUAGGACGAGUUAUAGGACUGUCGACAGUUAUAGGUCAGUCAAGUAAAGUGAUUCUCGAAACGUCAUAGGUUAUUAUUGCCUACGAACGGCCGAAAUUCAAACGGCCGAAUCGAGAAUUUUCAACAAUUUGCUGCAAAUUGAAUCAUGACGAUUUGAAUCAAACAUUUAAAUUAAUAAAACUACUAGCAUAGACUAACAGACAUACAACUUUGAACAAAUUUCCAAUAAAAUCAUCUUUCGCAUGACACCAGUUGCCGUUCCACGCAUACUUUUUUUUCUUCACAUUCCACACAUAAUUGUCCCAUGUUCCAUUUUGGUCAUUUUUACUUUUCAUAGCCAAACGUUGUUUUUUGACGUAAAUUUCCAGAAAAAUACUUCAACAAUAAUAUUAUGUUCUAAAAAUGUGUCAAAAAAUACCAAGUCUGUUUGUCCCAUUGUUGAGUUUCCUCGCAUAACUGUCCCGCUAGAGUAAUCUUCACAAUUAGUUAAUUAUAUAUCAAUAUUACAAAGCGUAGGGUUCAGAAAUACUUAAAACUAGACGUUAGGAACUUCUGGCGGAAAGUAGGAGGGAGGUCAAAGAGUGUAAUACAGGCUUUAAAUUCAUCAUCACUGUCAUCACUUCUGUAUACUUGCAACAUGGCCAACGCAUUCAUUUUCGGUUCUGAGCGAAACUUCCGGCAAAUGAAACAAGUCGACGCACACAAUGCACGACUUAAACGAAACAAACAAACUCAAACGUCAUUUGCAUUAGUGCAUUAGUGGUACGAUGCGAAAUUCACAGUGGGACCGUUAUGCGUGGAAUUUGCUAAUUUAUCCUAUAAUUCUAGGCAUAAGAGUCCCACUGAACAUUUUUUUCUGUAAACGACCGUAAAUUAAAUCCUCAAAUGAAGUAUUUGAUUAUUUUCAUUGGAUUAGUUAGUCUUAAGGCAAUUUCAAUCACAAAAUUGCUGGUAUUCGGCUAACUCGAUUGUCCGGGCGCAGGCUAUCCUUACUCGCCACCGCUUGUUUGGACGUUAACUAUGGGAUUGCCCCAUUGUUCCGCUUCCGGCGAUGGGUCGGCGGCUGGCUCGGCCAUCAAACAUCGCGGCGGCCUUGGGCCGCCUUGGUUUCUUGCCCUCGAUUAUGCGGCAGAGCCACCUUGGUAUAAUGUGCAAAUAGAAUGUUCAACAAAAAACUAGUUGUGUAAUUAUAUCAAGUUUUAAUUUAAAUAAUCCAUAUUUGAUGUUGCUUAAAAAAAUCCGUCUUUCGUGAUCCGACCGAUUUGAAUUUCGACCUUCCGUGAUUCGGCCGUUUGUGCUUCGGCCGCUUGGAGCUAUCCCAACAGGGUUAUAUCAAACAGUAAUAAAAAAGCGUGGAAUUUGAAAGAGUAGACAUUGGUCUCAUUACCCACAAUUAGGUUUUCAUUUUUUUACCAAAUGGUUCAAAAACUUUGUAUCUAAACCUAUGGAAUGGAAAAAUAUUGAUCUUCUAAAAUAUUGCACCUUGUACUUGAUUACAGUCAAAGAGGAGUUAGCAAGUACGAUGAACAUGAGGAUGUAGGUAAUCGAAAAAUUUGGCGGCUUAUUUGCAGAUUUUUAAGCACUGAUUUCUUGGACAUUUUUAAAUGUACAAUUUGUUAAAACUCUAUAACAUGAAAAGCUUAUAGCAGAAAAUGAUGAAAAUCAAACUAUGAUCAAGAUUUUUGUUUUCAUGUUAAAUUUAAUUGAUUUGAAACAAUUCUUAUUAGAGCCAACUGGAACACAUCAGUGUCACGCAAAAAUGUCACAUAAUUUUUCAACGUGUUGUCAUUUCUGGUAACUCAAGUCAAUAAUACAAAUAUCAACGCGUUGAUCGAAUUUCACGUUAUUCAUCCUAUUGUUCUUAGAGUUAAUUUCGCAUUGCAUUAAAAAUAAGAUAAAAUGAUUUUCAUCAGGCUACCAACUUUGCGUCAUGUAUUUGCUAAAUAACUAAAAUUUAUAACAUUCUGAAACGAAACAUAAUUUUCAAUAGGCGGCCAUUUAUAAGAGACUACUUCUAUGUGCGAUACAUAAAUAUAUAAACAAAAGAAACAACGUUAAAAUAAAAAUAAAAAUCAAUUGGUUGAAUAUUUUGUGCUGCAAAUGCAAAGUAUAUUGAUCAUUCUUAAUGUACAUAUGUGAUGAAUUGGUCAAGUACCAAGUAUUUCACCAAAACGAAAACAGAAUUUCAGCUUAUCCUUAGUAUUUUAUUUGUUUGGAAUGAAAAAUAAUUAAAUCUGAGUGAUUCUAACUAACAUUCUGGAGGAAUACUAUCUGUAAUAUUAUUAAUACAGGUGCAUACAUGUAUCUAUUGUUCAUGGAUGGUCGCUCAAUGUAUUUUUUUCCGAGAAAUGACAGUUUUUUUAGAUCUUUAACAUUUAACUUGCUACAGUAGACACAUUUUUUGUCACAAUUUACUGCCAAUCCGUGGAUGUAAAUUUGGCGCUACGUAUCUACCAUAAUGAGUUCCGUCAACAUGAUUGUAGAUAACAAUUUUACAAUAUAUGUUUAGAUCCCUAUUUCUAAAUUAAUCUAUAGUCAAACACAGUUACCAUUAACAAUGCACUUCAUUUUUGUUUUUAUCGUAUUUAUUUCCAUCUAUAUUUCGUUUCAUACAUAAGAUAUGUUUUAUUCAAUUUCCAUAUAUUCAGUUCUCUGUUUAGUAAAAAUCACAUAUCAAAACACCACACAACAAUAAACAAUUUCCAGCAAUAUACAAUCCUCUAUAUUUUAUGAUUCUUGAAGGUGGAUGACUUAUAAAAGAUAAAAAAGCUGAGCCCAUGCGAAUGCAAAGGAUUUUAUCUAGCGUUUUCACACGUGACGUAACCCCUUCUACUAUAACCGAUUGGGCAAUUUUAUCCUUGAAGUACAACCCCAGUCUCCACUAUGAAAUCGCCCUAAUAUCUCCGCAAACAAACCUUACUAAACUAACACCCAAUAAAACCAAAUAAAUCAGUUUAGAGCAUUUAUCAAUAACUCAUCGCACUCGAAUACAUCUACAGCCAAAGCAUCUCUCAGAUAUUGUUUUCUAGAUGUAUAAUAAUUUCAAGCACAUGAUAAAACUCUUACUAUAGAAUCUGAGAGCAUACGUAAAAUGGUAAUCUUAAUAGGCAACAGCAUUUUAUAAAUCUUCACAUUCCAUAUUCCCGUGAGCACUGAAAGUAAUUGUUUCAAUUAUUUCCACUCCAGAAAUCGAAUAGUAUUUAUUAUUAUUUUUAAUAUAAAUAAAUUAUUAAUUUUAAAACUGUGUUAGCUUCAGUUUAAGCGAAUCUCGCCACUUUUUGUACAGCGAUUUUAAAAACAAUUAUUUAACUGAAGAACAAAACUAACUAUUUAUUUAUUUCCUAUCCUAUACAAACACACCCACAUACAAAUACAGUCAUACACGAGUCAAGCAAACAUUAGAAAUUUACAAGAGUACCAUUUCACUGAUUCGACUUAAACUUAACCAAGCACAUUAAUUUAGUAAGUGUAAAGUGAAUAACUAUAUCGAACAAAAAUUAGAACAAAAAACUGUCAAGAUUCCUUAGUUUUCCUUAGAAAAUACCGACGUAAUCAAGGUAUUUUUGUUUCAUUUGUAUUAUCUUAUUGUUUCCACAUUAAACGAACACGAAUAAAUGUUUGUAUUUUGAGAUGAAUUGUUAUCUACCUCAUAAUGACAAGAUCAUUUUAUGACUUUGUUUUUAACUCUAGUAAGAAGAAACAUACUAAACGAAACAUUUUAUUGAUUAAUUUUAGUUAUUAAUGUGUAAAAUAUACAGUAUACAAUAAAUAAAACAUAAAAAAUA
Molecule: messenger RNA, 12467 nt
Organism: Wyeomyia smithii (pitcher-plant mosquito)
Lineage: Eukaryota; Metazoa; Arthropoda; Insecta; Diptera; Culicidae
Gene: plum
Product: protogenin
Exons: 9
Coding region: 1029-5741 (1570 amino acids)
Biological process (GO): homophilic cell-cell adhesion; axon guidance; dendrite self-avoidance
Cellular component (GO): plasma membrane; axon
Molecular function (GO): cell-cell adhesion mediator activity
Source: RefSeq, a predicted model, not a curated record